Molecule: messenger RNA, 3399 nt
Organism: Larimichthys crocea (large yellow croaker)
Lineage: Eukaryota; Metazoa; Chordata; Actinopteri; Sciaenidae
Gene: spinb
Product: spindlin b
Exons: 6
Coding region: 61-849 (262 amino acids)
Biological process (GO): gamete generation
Source: RefSeq, a predicted model, not a curated record
ACACGACUCCCAGCGUUUAGUCCUGGACCGGCGCCUGGCUGGUCUGCCCCCCUACAGGUGAUGAAUGAAGACCCCAUUCAAGAGCCCACAGCCCCGCGGCCCCGAGCGGACGGGGGACAUUCAGGUGUGUCUGCAAACAUGAUGAAGAAGAAGAACACGCACAAGAAACAGAGGACUAGUGUUGGUCCCAGUAAGACGCUGGCUCAGCCCAGAAGGAACAUUGUGGGCUGCAGGAUCCAGCACAUCUGGAAGGAAGGCAGUAAGUCGUCCCAGUGGAAGGGGACGGUCCUGGACCAGGUCCCCGUUAACCCGUCCCUGUACCUGAUCAAAUACGACGGCUUCGACUGCAUCUACGGCCUGGAGCUGUACAGUGACGAGCGGGUGGUGGGGCUGGAGGUCCUGCCCGACAGAGUGGCUCCGGCCCGUGUAAGCGACUCGAUGCUGGCGGAGACGAUGAUCGGGAAGGCGGUGGAGCACAUGUUUGAGACGGAGGACGGGCCGAAGGAGGAGUGGAGGGGGAUGGUACUGGCUCGGGCUCCCAUCAUGACGUCCUGGUUCUACAUCACCUACGAGAAAGACCCGGUUCUGUACAUGUACCAGCUGCUGGACGACUACAAGGAGGGAGACCUGCGCAUCAUGCCCGACUCCAACGACAGCGUGGCGACGGAGCGGGAGCCCGGCGAGGUGGUCGACAGUCUGGUGGGCAAACAGGUGGAGUACGCCAAAGAGGAUGGCGGGAAGCGGUCGGGCAUGGUCAUCCACCAGGUGGAGGCGAAACCCUCCGUCUACUUCAUCAAGUUCGAUGACGACUUCCACAUCUACGUCUAUGACCUGGUCAAGACCUCCUAAGACCAGAAACCGCCCCAUGAGGAAAAAAAAAAAGACUUACCGAGACCUGCCUAGACCCACCGGACCCCCUGACAGCUAGGGUUAAAAACAUCCUGAGACUCACCACGAUCUACGGAGACGCCUUAACAACAAGAUCAGACCCCGACCAGAGACGGAACAACUACAAACCAGCUUCAAGUCUUCACCGACUCGUUUAUCGUCCAGACUCUUUCUGCUGACUCCCAUAAAACUGGUUUGAGAGCCCCGAAGACGACCAGCGAUCCACUCGGAAACCUGAACGUCGGUUCCGUUUGGAACUUGAAGACAUCGUUCGUUAGAAAGACCUCCUCACCCCUUUUCCUGAAACCCUGUCAGACCGUUUGAGACCUCAUCGUCAGAGGAGGGGUGGUGGACAGGUCUGAGUCUGAGCCGGGGGUUAAUGAAGGGAUGGGACUCCCCUGAAGGUGAACCAUCGUCUGUCUUCACCUGGACACACCUGAGGAACUCGUGUCCGCUCGCUGAAGGACACGGUAGAAGAUCCAGAUCAUUCAUCUUUGUCCUGUUGCUGUUACAUUACCCACAAUGACUUUAUCAGACAUGCGGGAGGUUCGCGUGUCGCGGGAGGUUCGCGUGUCGCGGGAGGUUCGCGUGUCGCGUGUGCUCGUUUGGCCUGAUUAGCAUUGUUAGCCGUCCUUGUGAAGCUGCUAACGAUGCUAACGAGAGCGAGAUGUUUUUCUUUGUAAAUAAUCCAGCGUGAAUCUGAAACGUUUCUGUUUUUAGCCUUUUUGGUUUUUUUAUGUUUCUGAAGCAGCUUCAGCUCCGAGACGUCGACAUGAAGGUUUGACUUUUAUUGAGCAUUGUGCCAAAAACACAAAGUAUUGAUGACUGGGACGAUAAUGAUGCUCCCAGUAAUGAAACACCAGAGUACUCUGGGAAGUCCCUGCUCAGGGUGGUUAGUAACUCGUUAUAAUGCAAACAUUGUAAACGCGCGUUAACGUGUUAUUAACUAACACGUACAGCUGCAUUACCGCGUUAUAAACCAUGCGUGGCGUGUUCGGCGAGUCUCCGUCUCGUCAUCUGAGAAAGAUUUCCCAGAAUAUCUGAAUGUUUCUUCAAAACUUCAGCACAACGAAUCAGCGAACAGACAGACGCCGCGUGAAGGUCAGACUGCCCACCUGUCCUCGAGUCGUUUUCUGAUUGGCCGCUGGGCUGGUCUGUUACAAGCUGGUUUAUAGUUUCUAUGAUUUUAUAUGAAAAGCGUUGAUGGACACGCUGCGAGCUGACACGUGCUUUUCUCUGUGCGACCUGUUCUUUGGUUUCUGUUUGUGAAUCGCGCUGCAGCUCCGGAGAUCUGGUUUAAGGUUUUUAUUUCUCUACCUGCUGACCGACAAAUCAAAGACAACUUCAACUCCCACAAUCCUCUGCUGGCGACAUCACAGCUGUUUUAAGCGUAGAACGUUCCCCGUGAGAGACCGCGGCGUCGUUUUCUUUGUUCUGAUUCUGCAAUCUGGAGUUCACAGCAGCUUCACAGCGUCGCUGUCUGUGGAACGUGUUCCCUCAAAAUGUGCUUUGAAACGUCCACGCUCUGGUUCUAGAACGUGGAACCAACACAUAUUGGUUCUAGAACGUGGAACCAGAACGCUCUGAUGACAGAGGAGAAACAUGUUUUACUUUAUUUUGAUCGUUAAAUUAAUUUCGACGACAACAAACGUGUUUUCUAGAGAUCACAGCGCGUUCCGUAGAUCUCGGCGUCACAAGCUGACGAAUCAUUCGGCGAUCACGUGAAAACAAACGGCGCUCGUCUUUCAGAAGUUUUUUAAGUGUAAAAUAUUCAAACAGUCUGACCCUGUUCGCUCUGAUUGGUUCUCCUCCGUCGCGUGGCGGCGUCUCGGUAACCUGGAUGCUCUUACCCACAAUGCAGCUGGCUCCAGGCUGAUGAACCACGGGAUGUUUAGACCGUAGUGAAACCCCUGGGUGGUGGCGGGGGGCAUUAAAACCAGUGUCUGGGCAGAUCUUUAGCCUCCAUGAUGUGGACAUGAGUCGUCUGUUCACGAGCCGGCGUUCGUAUUUUACAGAAAACAUUGAUCUGUGUGUGUGUGUGUGUGAGAGAGUGUGUGUGUGUGUGAGAGAGAGAGAGAGUGUGUGUGUGUGCCCCUGUUCAGAGCAGUGUUGUUUUUGCAUGCCUAUAUAGCUCAGUGUAAAUCGAUGUGAGUUGCAUGUCCGUGUAGUUUUCAGUUGUUGGGCUGACGUCUGUCUGUCGUGGCUUCAGGUGCCUUUUUGGUUUUCUUUGUUUGUUUUCUUCUUUUCUUUUUGUACCGUGUCCCAGGAAGCUUUUUUCGUUUUUUGGGGGUUUAUUGAGCAAAAAAAAGAAAAAAAGAUCAAAAAUAAAAAGAAUAUUCUCCGACAAACAGAGCUGGCAGCAGUUAUUAUCAUGUACGGAUGACGGAUGUGAAUUCUGUUUUUGGUGGAUUGUCCCUUUAAAGAGUGCCAACUACAGAUGCCAGUGUUGUACAGCCGUGAACAGCUCCCGAUAUUUACUAAAAUAAACCAUCUCUCUGUUUUUUCACUCAC